Molecule: messenger RNA, 1442 nt
Organism: Suncus etruscus (white-toothed pygmy shrew)
Lineage: Eukaryota; Metazoa; Chordata; Mammalia; Eulipotyphla; Soricidae
Gene: PDSS1
Product: decaprenyl diphosphate synthase subunit 1
Exons: 10
Coding region: 1-1155 (384 amino acids)
Biological process (GO): ubiquinone biosynthetic process; isoprenoid biosynthetic process
Cellular component (GO): mitochondrion; transferase complex
Molecular function (GO): prenyltransferase activity
Source: RefSeq, a predicted model, not a curated record
AUGUCUGAGCUUGGGCCCCAGCACUGGCCUGUCCAGCUUUCAUGGCCAGGCAGGUCUGCAGGAAGUGGACCCCUCACCCAUGAAUAUCACUUGACAGCCCCCCUCCCCUAUCCAAAAGAAAGAUUUCAUCAUACAACCUCGGUCUUGUGCUGUUGCGGUAAAACACAGAGCGGUGAGAAAUACGAAGAUCCUUUCAAACUUGGCUGGAGAGACCUGAAAGGCCUGUAUGAAGACAUCAGAAAGGAACUGUUCGUCUCUACUACAGAACUAAAGGAGAUGUCGGAAUGGUACUUUGAUGGAAAAGGGAAAGCUUUCCGACCUAUUGUUGUGGUGCUAAUGGCUCGAGCGUGCAAUAUUCAUCAUAACAACUCCCGAGAUGUGCAAGCCAGCCAGCGCACCAUAGCCUUAAUUGCAGAAAUGAUCCACACUGCUAGUCUGGUUCAUGAUGACGUUAUUGACGAUGCAAGUUCUCGGAGAGGAAAGCACACGGUUAAUAGGAUCUGGGGUGAAAAGAAGGCUGUUCUAGCUGGAGACUUAAUUCUAUCUGCAGCGUCAGUAGCUUUGGCACGAAUUGGCAACACGACUGUUAUAUCUAUUUUAACCCAAGUGAUAGAAGAUUUGGUGCGUGGUGAAUUUCUUCAGCUAGGAUCAAAAGAAAAUGAAAACGAAAGAUUUGCACACUAUUUAGAAAAGACCUUCAAGAAGACUGCAAGUCUCUUAGCCAACAGUUGUAAAGCAGUCUCUGUCCUUGGAUGCCCAGACCCUGCAGUGCAUGAGAUUGCCUAUCAGUACGGCAAGAAUGUGGGAAUCUCUUUUCAGCUAAUAGAUGACGUAUUGGACUUUACCUCAUGUUCUGACCACAUGGGCAAACCCACAUCAAACGAUCUGAAACUCGGAUUGGCCACUGGCCCUGUCUUAUUUGCUAGUCAGCAGUUCCCAGAAAUGAAUGCAAUGAUAAUGAGACGUUUCAACCUACCAGGAGAUGUGGACAGAGCUCGACAAUAUGUAUUACAGAGUGACGGUGUGCAACAAACAACCUACCUCGCCCAGCAGUACUGUCAUGAAGCAAUAAAAGAAAUCAGUAAACUUCGACCAUCCCCAGAAAGAGAUGCCCUCAUAAACCUCUCAGAAAUUUUGCUCAGAAGAGAUAAAUGACAACUCUUUGAUACUUCUGGCAGCUAUUUUACCAGACUGUGCCUAAAGAACUUUCUGGAAUAUACUUUGCUUCAUGUGCAGAUAACCAAAAAGCAUUUCAACCUUAUGAAUGGGCAGUUUUUUUUAUUGCAAAUUUUUCAGAAAAAUUUUAAAUGUCAUUAAACCACCUGAUUCUGUCUAGUCCUAUAAAUUCUAAUCAAAGUUAUCCUGUGAAUUUUAGGUGGUAUUGUUUACACUGUUAAAUCCACAUGUAAAGCCAUUUCACAAAUAAAUAAUAAUAAAAAUAA